Messenger RNA from Brassica oleracea var. oleracea, 1362 nucleotides. RefSeq names its product origin of replication complex subunit 2. Gene Ontology annotation, biological process: DNA replication. The transcript has 6 exons. The record is from RefSeq and is a predicted model, not a curated record. Gene Ontology annotation, molecular function: DNA replication origin binding. The coding region runs from base 169 to 1257 and encodes 362 amino acids. Gene Ontology annotation, cellular component: nucleus; nuclear origin of replication recognition complex. NCBI's taxonomy places the organism in Eukaryota, Viridiplantae, Streptophyta, Magnoliopsida, Brassicales, Brassicaceae.
AUCAAUCGUAGGGCAUAUACUAAUUCGCCGCCGGGUGCUUCCAUCUUCUCGUCGGAGUCUCACCGACUUGAAUCCUCCUAACUUCAUCAAUUCACUUAGGGCACACUCGAAUUCACGAUCCUGUGAAGGAGACUCUUGAGUUAAGGUUUUCAUUGUUUCUUUACUACAAUGGAGGACAUAGACAACAUAGAGGAAGAUGAAUUUGGGUUCUCAAGAAACUACUUUCUGGCUAAAGAGUUGGGUGGGUCAAGCAAGCGGUCAGCGCGCAAGCUCUCUGAUAUUAAUCUCGUUGAUGAACAGGAGCUUAGAGAAACAGCGUUUAAUAUUGAAACAAAGCAUGAGAAAGAGAUUACUGAGCUUUUGAAUGAUUACAAGACUAUGUACCCGAAGUGGGUCUUUGAACUCAGGUGCGGCUUUGGCCUUCUUAUGUACGGCUUUGGAUCUAAAAAAGGUUUGCUUGAAGACUUUGCUUCAUCUUCUUUGACUGAGUAUUCCGUUGUUGUCAUCAAUGGCUACCUUCCUUCAGUAAAUCUAAAACAGGUUCUUUUAGCAAUAGCUGAACUUCUGUCUGAGCAGUUGAAAAGUAGAAGGAGUUCUGGGAGCUUGUCUAAAGGUCAAGAAGCAUUCCCUCCACGCUCCGUUGAUGAUAUACUUUCCUUUCUAUAUGGCUCACAGUCCGAAGACAAAGACUGCUUCAUAUGCGUUGUUGUUCACAACAUUGACGGCCCUGCUCUAAGAGAUCCUGAAUCACAGCAAACUCUCGCCCAGCUUGCUUCCUGCUCGCACAUACGCAUUAUUGCCUCCAUCGACCAUGUCAACGCUCUCUUAUUGUGGGAAAAGAAAAUGGUGCACAAACAGUUUAACUGGCUAUGGCACCACGUUCCAACAUUUGCACCAUACAAGGUAGAAGGCGUAUUUUUCCCCUUGGUUCUUGCACAAGGAAGCACAGCCCAAACCGCCAAAACAGCGGCCAUUGUGUUACAGAGUCUAACACCAAACGCUCAGAACGUCUUCAAGAUUCUCGCUGACUACCAGCUUUCUCACCCGGAUGAAGAUGGCAUGCCCACUGAAGAUCUGUAUUCAGCCUCACGUGAACGCUUCUUUGUGAGCAGUCAAGUGACUCUCAACUCUCAUCUCACGGAGUUUAAAGAUCAUGAGCUGGUUAAGACCAAGAGAAACUCCGAUGGACAAGAGUGUUUGAACAUACCUCUCUCUUCGGAUGCACUCCGACAGCUCUUGCUUGAUCUCAGUCAGUAAGCCUCAGUUGUAUCAAAUUCUCUGUGGUAUGAUUCAUCUUUUUGCUUGAACGAAUGAGUGUAAUGUGUUACACAUUUGAUUGAAAGUUAUAAUCAGCACUCAAAA